Molecule: messenger RNA, 4811 nt
Organism: Spodoptera exigua (beet armyworm)
Lineage: Eukaryota; Metazoa; Arthropoda; Insecta; Lepidoptera; Noctuidae
Source: the annotation of a GenBank genome assembly
UAUUCAAAAGUGUAUUGCUUGCUAUCAGUUCGUCCUUUUGAGUUGUCUCGCUAAUAGUGCGAGUGAAUGAAUUAAACCUAGUCAUCGUUCGCACAGCGCGCAACAGACAGACAGUCACGGUGGGUCGACGUUCAGCAGUAAGACGCGUUACGUUGCGAAAAGUGGUCGCGAUGGUGCUCGUACUCGCCGCUCUCGGGGCCGCUUGUGCCGCCGUAUUUUUCUCCCAAGGAUUCCUUUGUAUGCUGGUGUCUAUUAUAAUACUUGGUGUUGUUUACCUUCUCGCAUUCCAUAACCGAUGGUGUUACGUCGCAAUCAAAACUACUCCAAGAGAUCUGAGAGCUCUAUUAUCAUACAUAAAGAUUUUAUGGAUAACAAGGAAGUUUAGUAGCAAAGACUUGACCCUGCCAGAUAUAUUUCACGAUGUUGUCAAUAGACAUCCGGAUAAACCAUGUUUCUUGUUCCAAGAUGAAGUUUGGACUUUCAAAGAGGUAGAAGACUACAGUUUACGGGUUACAGCCGUACUGAAAGCACAAGGAAUAAAGAAAGGAAGCAUUGUAGGGCUAUUGGUGAACAACUGCCCCCAGCAGCCAGCAUUAUGGAUGGGGAUAGCUCGACUGGGAGCCAUCACACCGCUUAUAAACACCAACCAAAGAGGGAACGCGCUAAUACAUUCAGUGAAUGUCGCCAAAUGUGAUGCGUUGAUAUUCUCCGACGAAUACCAAUCUGCUAUCCAAGAUGUAGCAAAAGACUUCAGUCCAUCUUUGAAGCUAUUUAGAUUCUCCCAACGACCUUUGAAGACUUCCAAUUCGAAGUUCGAAAGCAGUGGUGAUGGUAUUGCCGAUUUUACCAACUUGGUGGAGACAACAUCUCCGGCACCCUGGACCUUGGCUGAUGCUGAAGGGUUCCAAGGAAAGCUUUUGUAUAUCUAUACGUCAGGAACUACUGGAUUGCCUAAAGCUGCUGUUAUUUCUAAUGCUAGGUUUGUGUUCAUGGCAACUGGUCUUCAUUAUAUGGGUUUGGAAGGGAACGAUGUGUUCUACUGCCCUCUCCCUCUCUAUCACACAGCGGGAGGAGUGAUCAGUGUCGGCCAAGCCGUUAUAUUUGGCUGUACAGUCGCCCUCAAAACAAAAUUCUCUGCCUCACAAUACUUCCCUGACUGUGUCAAGUAUAAGGCUACGGCUGCCCACUACAUAGGCGAGAUGUGUCGCUACGUGUUGGCCACGCCCCCUUCACCAGCGGACACGCAACACAGCGUUCGUGUGAUCUAUGGCAACGGACUUAGACCUCAAAUCUGGAAAGACUUCGUAAAAAGAUUCAACAUCCAGUCAGUGACCGAGUUCUACGGAGCGACUGAAGGAAACGCCAACAUAGCUAACGUGGACGGUACACCAGGCGCCAUUGGAUUUGUAUCCAGAAUAUUCCCGAAAGUAUACCCGAUCGCCAUCAUUAAAGUGAAUCAAGAGACCGGAGAGCCUAUCCGAAACUCUAAAGGACUUUGUCAGUUAGCGGAACCCAACGAGCCAGGAGUGUUUAUCGGUAAGAUCCAAGCCAGCAACCCAGCGCGUCAGUACCUCGGCUACGUGGAUAAGGCAGCUUCAGACAAGAAAGUCGUUAAGAACGUCUUCCAUUUCGGAGAUUCUGCUUUUAUAUCAGGUGACAUCUUAGUAGCAGAUGAGUUCGGUUACUUGUUCUUCCGCGACCGUACAGGUGACACGUUCAGAUGGCGCGGAGAAAAUGUCUCCACAACAGAGGUUGAAGCCGCCAUUUCUAGAGUUGCUGACCAUAGAGACGCUGUUGUUUAUGGUGUAUUGGUACCCAACACGGAAGGUAGAGCGGGAAUGUGUGGUAUCGUGGACGUUGAUGGUAGCCUAGACCUGGAUAAACUAUGCAGAGACCUGGCGAGAGACCUGCCCGUAUACGCGAGACCCGUGUUUAUCAGGGUCAUGGACAGCUUAGAUAUGACUGGUACAUUUAAAAUGAAGAAGACUGAUCUACAAAAGGAUGGUUUUGACCCGAAACUAGCUAAGAAAGACAGACUUUAUUAUUUAGAUCUGAAACAGGGUCGGUAUCUACCGCUAGGUGUCGAAGAGUAUGACAAAAUUAUUAGUGGACAAAUUAGGCUGUGAUCUGUUUUAUUAUCUGUUGUCUUCGUGUUGUUAUCUGUAUACAUUUACAACCAUUCUUAAUGAUUUAUCUGUGGAUUUUGGAUCUCUGUUGUUGAAAAUGUACUUAAAAUAAUAAUAUGAUCAGUAAUAAGCUGGACUGCUAGUAGCAUCAUCAUCUUCAGCUUAUAAUUGCACAAGGUAUGAGUAUUAACCACCACGCUUGCUCAAAGCUGAUUGGCGGUUACAAACUUAUAAUUCGAGUUCCAGUCCAGGUUUCCUUACUAUGUUUUCCUUCACCAGUCAGUCACCAUAUGUAUAUCAGUGGUGUCUAAGCAAUCCUAGCAAUUUUUGAAGACAUCUGCUGAGCCGCCACGGUACCAUAUAAAAUAAUUGGGGCUCAUAAUCCAACAGUCCUGUGUCAUGGUUUGUUUAGAUGAUGAUCUAGUUAAUUUGUCCAUCGAUUAAUCAUUUAGAAUGGCUGUUAGUAAAUCUAGACUUGCUAUGUCUAUCUAGCUAAGAAAAUGAAAAAUAAAAACGGUAUUGAAUUACAAUAAUAACGUCAUUCACCGUAAAAUAAGUAGUUUUUAUUGUGCGUUUUCUAUCUAUUGUUGUUUUUCAAAAGCAAAGCUGUCCACGUUGAUACUCGAUUUUGAACAUUACAUUCGUUGUUAUACAGUAGAUUAUCAAUAAAAGCGACGAGAACAAAAUUUUCUUAGUUAAAUUAAUUCGGUUAUAUUACGUACACUUUACAUCGGUUGAAUCGUAGAGGUAGCUAGGUGUAAAUAAAUAUACAUAUUUAAAUAACUGCUGUACUCAGAAUUUUAAUGAUUUCUUUAACUCAUUCGGAGUAAUUAUUUUGGGUCGAAAACAAUUGCUUAAAACUUUCUUAAGUGACCGUUAAAUGACUCUGAGUACGACGGUUAAAUGUAUUUCAAUAGCGAUGUUGUUAAAUAAAACUAAGCCGUUGAUGUUACAGCUUCCAAAAUAGAAGACUUAGCAUAGAAUGUGCAUUUUCCUUAUAUUCUGCAUUUACAGUGUAUUCAAAAUGAAUAUGUAUUAAUAGAGGAAUCUUUAGUACUUAUUGUAUGUCUUCAAAUUCACUCAACAUUAUUUUAUAAAUAAUUUUUCUGUUUGGCCCAUUAUCGACAGUGGCGCCACAUAUGUUAUGAGAACUCAUUCCGAUCACUCUUUCAUCAUGGAUUUGAAAGUACACCUGUGCUGAUCUUUUGCAUUAAGGAUCACUGGAGUAUGAAAAAUCGCCAACUACUUAAUAGAAUUGCCCUAAAGGUAAUUACGUAGUUGUAUCAUGAGAUAUAUUGAGUGGAAUACCGUCGAUUGUCAUGAGUGUUCGUGUCAACGACAAUUGGGAAUGAGUCCUUUUUUACGCCGACCUAUUUUUCUGUUUUGUCUGUUUUAAAUGUGGCUACAAAAUAUCUUAUAAAAACUGUUAUUUUUUACAAGAUGGGCAAUUUUAAUUCCUGUGCUUCUUUCUGUCGCCAUGAAACAUCACAUGUGUCUAUUUUUGCUAAACAUAUAUCUCUAACUUUUAGACACCUUACAUUCCUAGGCAGUUUUCAAAAGCCAUACGGAAAGUCGUUUUUAAAAUAUAUUUCACAUUUUAAACACUAUAGCUGUUUAAAUAUGUGUUGUGAUCUUAAGGAGUUGGGAAUCUAUGAAUUUAUUAAAUUAAAUUAGCACCUCUGAUGGACUGAUCUGUUUAAGCUGUGGUAGAAAAAUAUGGCAUGCGGUAGUUAUUCAAAGAAGUCUGUUCUGAUAUAAUUUUUAAGCGACGUACUUACACAUUUGUAAAAGGAAGUCAAACAGAAAUAAAAACCGUAUACUAGUGUUUGUCUUUUAGUAAAAUGGAUAAUUGUUGGUAUAUUUGAUUAUGUUACUUGUUUAUGUAUAUUUUGCUUGUAUAAAAGUUAGAUAGCAUAAAAUGUAGUGUAAAGUAAUUUCUUACUUGACAUAAAAAAGGGUAAUUUAACAUGAAUUUAUGUGUCUAUAUAGGUGGUUAACUAGAGGUAAACAAACUUGGUACGUGUAUCUUUUUACAUAAAAGAGGUCGUAUAAACUCGAAAGAUUUUAAAUUUUAGUUUGUUAUCUAUCAUCAAAUUUGGUAAAACCUUUUUACAUACGACUUUAGACAUUUUUUUCAUUAAAAAUAAAAUACCAAGAUUGUUAACAUUUAAUUAAUUACUAAAACAGAUAGACCAUAAAUGUUAACUAGAUAGGUUUGUUACAGAGUUAUAGAAAUUUGGGUCUUCUAAUCAACUGUUAUUCUUCAAGUGUUAAAAAGGUAGUUAAUAGUUACGACGCUCAAAUCAAAGCUUCUACUUGUGUGUUGUACUUAAAAAACAGCGUAAUUUUGGUGUGGUAUUCUCUGUAAUCAAUUCGCUUAUCCGUUAAUAUUAUUAACUUAAUUUUAGAGCUGUCGUCACAAUAUUGUUGAUUAUAAAAAUAAAAUAACAAAGGAUUCUCAUUAUUAUAAUGUUUUUAUUGUUCAUUAAUAUAUAAUAACAAAUACUGUGCUUUUUAUUAAAAAUACUUGCCUCAAAUUUUAUUUGUUAUAACAGAUUUUAUGUUUGUCAGAUCGAGAGUCUCUUUAAGAUUGAAAUAGAUCAUACUCGGAUAUUGUGUUUAAUUUUUUUUUUGUUACAUACUUAGGUUUUAAGAAUUAUUUAAUGGUAUGGGAUAUGUUGGAAA